AGAGCAGACCCGAGAAAAACCAGCUGCCAAAACCAAAAAGCCUCCAAAAAUGAGACUCCUCAUCCUCGCCGCCACCGCCGUCGCCGUCCUACUCCUCGAAGUCUCGGCUGCCGGGGCAGCCCGCACCGGGCCUCCGCUCGGGGGGUGGCAGCCGAUAAAGAACCUGAGCGACCCGUACGUGAGGGAGAUCGCCGAGUUCGCGGUCAAGACGCACAAUGUCGAGGCCAACACGGGGCUGCUGCUGAAGAAGGUGGUGAAGGGCGAGACGCAGGUCGUCGCGGGGACGAACUACAAGCUCGUCGUCGAGGUCAAGGACGGGGCCGACGCGAAGAGGUUCGAGGCCCUCGUCUGGGACAAGCCGUGGGAGCAUUUCCGGCGUCUCUCGUCGUUCAAGGCCGUUCAGGGCAACGUGUGAGCGUCGUCGUUUCGUCCUACUUGUGAAUUACCGCUAACUAUCCUUUCAUCGGUCAUAUUACAGCGUCAGUAGUUUGAGAAUAAAAUAAAGAGUCCAUAGAAGUGGAGAUCUGGUCGUUUUAUCUUCAGGAAUGUUAGUUUCAGUCUGAUCUGUGUGAUGGGCUGUUUCUGUAUGAAAACUUUGGUGCAAUUCGAGGAAUCCCAGGUUUUGCUUUCCUUUUGCCUGCGCUGUCCUUGCUUUUCUGGGUCUGUUGUCCCUUGAUGCAAGGGGAUAGUUUAAAUAAGGAUGACUGAACUUUG
Messenger RNA from Rhodamnia argentea, 714 nucleotides. Its product is annotated as cysteine proteinase inhibitor 1-like. Gene Ontology annotation, molecular function: cysteine-type endopeptidase inhibitor activity. The record is from RefSeq and is a predicted model, not a curated record. The transcript is spliced from 2 exons. The coding region runs from base 50 to 415 and encodes 121 amino acids. Lineage: Eukaryota; Viridiplantae; Streptophyta; Magnoliopsida; Myrtales; Myrtaceae.